This is a messenger RNA of Cygnus olor (mute swan), 1246 nucleotides long. RefSeq names its product olfactory receptor 1052-like. The record is from RefSeq and is a predicted model, not a curated record. NCBI's taxonomy places the organism in Eukaryota, Metazoa, Chordata, Aves, Anseriformes, Anatidae. Gene Ontology annotation, molecular function: odorant binding; G protein-coupled receptor activity; olfactory receptor activity. The transcript is spliced from 2 exons. Gene Ontology annotation, cellular component: membrane. Gene Ontology annotation, biological process: G protein-coupled receptor signaling pathway; sensory perception of smell. The coding region runs from base 308 to 1246 and encodes 312 amino acids.
GGAGGCUGCUCUGAUUUACACCAGCUAAAGGUUUUCUCCUCUGUCUUGGUUAAAGAUGAAAUAUUUCUGCUGGGAUGCACUUGGAAUGCACACCAGUAUAUGAAUUCAAAAGUGUGCAGGGAUCAAAAGUCAUGGUGCUUAUGGUAUCUUUAAGGAGCCUGUGAGAAGAAGAGAGGAGAGCACUCUCAAGGAGGAAUUAACCCACCCACCAAGCCUGAGACAAAGUGUGUGUGUUCAGAUGAUGGAAAAGAGCUCUGCAAUGAGUCUUCUGAUCCUGAUGCUCACCUGAUGGGACACGAGGCCCUAAAUGGCAGAGGAGAAUUGCACCUCGGUGGCAGAGUUCAUUCUCGAGGGCCUGACUGACCAACCAGAGAUGAAGGCAGCCCUCUUCGUGGUGUUUCUGCUCAUCUACAUCAUCACCCUUUUGGGCAACAUGGGGAUAAUCAUCAUCAUCCAAGGUGACCCCCGGCUCCAUACAUCCAUGUACGUCUUCCUUGGCAGCCUCUCGGUGGUGGACAUCUGCUUCUCCUCUGUGAUUGCCCCCAGGACUCUGGUGAACUUCCUAUCAGAGAGGAGGACCAUUUCCUUUGCUGGCUGCACAGGCCAAACCUUCUUCUACAUUGUUUUUGUGACCACUGAGUGCUUCCUGCUGGCCGUCAUGGCAUAUGACCGGUACGUGGCCAUCUGUAACCCACUGCUCUAUUCGGCCGUUAUGACUCGGAGGCUGUGUGUGCAGCUGGUGGUGGGGUCCUACAUCGGGGGCAUCCUGAAUGCCAUCAUACAGAUGACCUUCAUCAUCAGGCUGCCCUUCUGCAACUCCAACGUCAUCAAUCACUUCUUCUGCGAUGUUCCUCCCCUCCUGGCUCUGGCCUGUGCCAACACCUACAUCAAUGAGAUGAUCCUCUUCUCCUUAGCUGGUGUCAUUGAGCUCAGCACCAUCUCCAUCAUCCUGGUCUCAUACACCUUCAUUUCCUUUGCCAUCCUGAGGAUCCGUUCAGCUGAAGGUAGGCAAAAAGCCUUCUCCACCUGUGUGUCCCACCUGACAGCUGUGACCCUGUUGUAUGGGACGACAAUCUUCAUGUAUUUGCGCCCCAGCUCUAGUUACUCCCUGAACACAGAUAAGAUGGUCUCUGUCUUCUACACAGUGGUGAUUCCAAUGCUGAACCCACUCAUCUACAGCCUGAGGAACCAAGUGGUGAAGGAUGCACUGAGGAGAAGAGCAGAAAGAAUCACUGUUGGGGUCUGA